This is a messenger RNA of Penicillium nucicola, 1413 nucleotides long. RefSeq lists its product as uncharacterized. The coding region runs from base 1 to 1413 and encodes 470 amino acids. Lineage: Eukaryota; Fungi; Ascomycota; Eurotiomycetes; Eurotiales; Aspergillaceae. The record is from RefSeq and is a predicted model, not a curated record. The transcript has 2 exons.
AUGGCUGAGAUCCCUCCCUUGCCAGCUUUGCAGUCUGCUGAGUUUCCCUAUUCUGGGUACUACGCUGCUUCGAAUGGCCCUCCCAAGGAUCCUACUUCCAGCCUCGACGAUGCCACUGAGCUCGGUGAUACGAACGACUCCGACUACCUUGACAUCGACGAACUCGAUGAGAACUUUACCUCGAGCCAGCAGCAUAACUCUCAUAUGGAGAAGAGUACUGUGGAGUUUGAUACCCAUAGCGACUCCGUCACUGCCAACACUAACCACGGACACUGGUUGACUCCUGACUCUUCUCGCAACGAAUCUAUGGAGGCACAGACCCUUGAGGAAGGAGGCAUGGUUGAUUCUAUUACUGCAGGUCAGCCUUGGGCUGGCCCAUGGAAUGCCAUGACCAUGGACGAAAUGAAUGAGAGUGUGCCUGGUGUUGUGACUGCUCCUUUGGGUUCAACGUCUGACCAUGUCCCAACUCAAAAUCCGAGUACCUCCAUUGUACUUACUUUGCCUGUGCGCAAUUCUAUUGAGAAGCCCACUGCCUCAGAGCAGGGUACCUCCCCCUCAAAGAAGUCCAACGCCAAGGGCUCUGCUGCUCGGUCCCGGAAGUCUCCUCUGCUGAUGCCUCAUCAGGUCAAUCCUCAGACUGGGGUGGUCUAUGACUGUAUCGCUCCGACCAACUCGCAGGUUGCCCCUCAGACCAUUCACCAUGCUCCUUUCCAGGGUGUUCGCCAGUCAGUCACCCAAGGAACCCAGCAGUUCUCUCGGGGUUUCGGCCAGAUAGUCCCAGUAACUACGACUAUGGCCUACCACCAGGCCAUCCGACAACUUCACACCCAAGGUGUACCCAGCACUAUGCCUCAGACUUCCAUGCAGAUGCCGUCUCAAUUCGUCCGCAAGUCUCCCUCCAUGACCAUGCCUACCCCUUUCGGCGGUAGCUACAUGUCACAGUCCGUCCCCCCUGUCAAGUCACAGAAGAAUAUCCACAAAAUCGGUCCUAUGGACAACUCUCGCCCCGCGAAGCGCCGUGCCCGUGACCCCCACGCCAACUUCAGCCCUCCCAGUACUCAGCUGGAGAAAGCUCGACGUCGAAUUGCUCAGUUGAUAGCCGAAAGAGACAAUAUCACUGGCGUUAACCCCCAUACUGGCACAAACUACGUCGAGGGCCUCGGGUUUCAGGGUAGAAUCCUUCAAUCCCAGGGAUCACUCCAAGCCCAGAGCAACGAUAACGGCCAGAGUCAUGCGAUCGCCGUUCACGAGUCGUAUCAGGACAAGUACCGAAGACUUCUUAAUGAGAACGAGGCUCUUUCUCGUGCAUUUUAUGCUGCGGAGGUGGAGGGGUGCCUCUGGCGAGAGCGUUGCCUCGAAAUUUCGGCUCAGCUGCACCCGCGUAAUGAGCUCAACCCCCGUGAUGAAGCGUAA